Messenger RNA from Fulmarus glacialis (Northern fulmar), 1265 nucleotides. RefSeq names its product UBX domain protein 6 (gene UBXN6). Gene Ontology annotation, cellular component: cytoplasm. The record is from RefSeq and is a predicted model, not a curated record. Gene Ontology annotation, molecular function: protein binding. NCBI's taxonomy places the organism in Eukaryota, Metazoa, Chordata, Aves, Procellariiformes, Procellariidae. The transcript has 9 exons. The annotation marks the transcript as partial.
UGCGAAAAGAGCUGAUGGCUGAGGCAGCUGCAAGCGAGAAAGGGCUCUCCGUGGAGAAAGAGGACCUCACAUCCCUGGACCAGGAAGGGGCAGCUGCCCCCUCUGUUUCAGGAGUCUAUUUCAUUUGCCCGUUGACUGGUGCAGUUGUAAGGAAAGACAAGAAGGAAAAGCACAUCAGAGAAGCCAUCCAGUCGUAUUUCUCUGUAGACCCAGUGGCUGCCUCAAUCAUGGAGAUUCACACCUUCAAUAAGGACCGGGAGAAAGUACGAGUGGGUGUGGAGACCACGGCCAAAUACUUGGAUAAUAUCUAUCUCCAUCCAGAGGAGGAGAAGUACCAGAAAAUCAAACUGCAGAACAAAGUGUUUCAGGAAAGGAUAAGCUGCCUGGAAGGGAUACACAGAUUUUUCCAGGCUAUUGGGUUUGAGACAAAAACACUGCCUGUUCCAGGACAAGAGACCACAGAGGAGUACUACGUACUGAAAGAAGAAAUGCUGACCAAGUUGGAAGACCUCAAGGACUACAAAGAGCAGCUUUUAAGCUCUGAGCCUGUGAGAGCCCAGCUGGAUCGCCAGCUCUGUGUAUUUAAACCAUCCCCUGAAGCUGCUCGGUUUGAGCUGCCAAGCGACUUUUACAACCUCACUGCAGAAGAGAUCAAACGAGAGCAACGGCUCCGGACAGAAGCAGUGGAGAAGGCUUCGAUGCUGAGGACAAGAGCCAUGCGAGAGAAAGAAGAACAAAGGGAAAUGCGGAAGUACAACUACACCCUGGUGCGAGUCCGGUUUCCCGAUGGAUACAUCCUCCAAGGGACUUUUUAUGCACGAGAAUCAGUAUCUGUGCUCUACAACUUUGUGAGAGAAGCACUCAGAGAUGACUGGCUGCCCUUUGAGCUGUUGGGACCUGGAGGUCUCAAGCUGACUGAUGAGAACUUGGCCUUCAAUGAAUGUGGGCUGGUGCCCUCAGCCCUCCUGACUCUCGCCUGGGACGCAGCAGUCAUGGCAGACAUCCAGGCGUUGGGAGACGAGCAGCCAGCAAGCCCCCUGAAACCAGAACUUCUCUCCAGAGUCCAGACACUGUUAUGAAAUAAAGGGGAGUGGAUUCAGUGCUGGUGGUUUUAGACUGUUCCCUCAUUUUCCCAUACAGACUGUUGGAGCUUCCAGCUACGUGACCUCAGAAAUGACUUUGUUUUAGCUCUGCAGAGUGGGAGUCUAGAUUCCACCAUGUCACACCAACCUUGCGGUCACCUCUACAACUCCAGUAGCCAUACA